Molecule: messenger RNA, 2303 nt
Organism: Cimex lectularius (bed bug)
Lineage: Eukaryota; Metazoa; Arthropoda; Insecta; Hemiptera; Cimicidae
Exons: 13
Cellular component (GO): membrane
Molecular function (GO): G protein-coupled receptor activity
Source: RefSeq, a predicted model, not a curated record
AUGUCUAUGAAAGGUGUGUGUGUGUUUGGUGUUUGUGUAGGAUUUAAAACAAUACCAACAUCUUGUUCAAUCGUAGGGUGCGGGUGGAAGGUGAAUCAAAAUGGACUGUUAUUAGUAUGAUGUAUUUGGUGUUGUGGUGCGUUUUGGCGACAUGGUGUUCAAGAGCGUUCGCUGCCGAAAAUUGCGGAGGCCAUUUGACUGCUGAGAGAGGUGUGAUUCAGACGCCCGAUUUCCCCCGUCCGUUCCGUGUUCCGAUCGCCUGCCGAUGGGUGAUCGACUCAUCUCUUCAGCCUCGGCCGUCGUCCAUCGUGGUCUAUCUGACACAACUGUUUGUCACGACGGGCAUCUCGUUCACGGAGUACGCUUAUUACGAGGCGGACUCAACGUUCCAGCUGGAGCCUAAGGUGCUGAUGACGGUAAACGACGAGAAUGCGGCCCUUGUCUCGACCGUCUCCACCAGCAGGAACUUCCUCGUCAUCGAGUUCGCGAUGGACAGGCUCGAAGGAAAUCACCUGAGGGCUUUGGACGGCCUCCUCGACGUGUAUGGUCUCAACAUCACGUACAACAUGCACGUCGGUUCGGGAAAGAUACCAGAUUACUCUUGCACUGCGGCCAAAUGUUCUCUUUUAGGCCACUGUUACGCUGCCAUCGAUUUUUCGAGUUUCUGGUGUUCCUGUUUCCCUGGGUUUUCCGGCCCGAACUGCAGAGAAGGACCCCUCUGUCUGCCGGACACAAACAUCUGCCAAAAUAAUGCCUCAUGCCGGCAGCUGGGGGCGAACGACGCCGUCUGCGAGUGUCUCCCUGGUUACACGGGUUUGCAAUGUCACCGUCGUCUUCCUCCUUCAGACUGUAAGGAUGAAGCCAAAUGUACGAAACAAUGUCGGUACGACGUCUCAAAGGAAAAUUAUUGCUCUUGUGAAAGAUAUGGAGCAACAGUUGCCCAAGAUAUGUCGCAUUUUGAGUGUACGAUAAGGCUAGUGAACAUUUCCAAUAUCGGAGAUUCUACCAGACCCCUUGAAAUUAAACUUCAAAAACAGCUUGUGAAGUAUUUGAAAGGCGCAAACUUGCACAAACUAGAAGACGCCAAAGUUCUCAACAUUACGUCAGGGGGCGAAGUGAGAUUUCAUUUCGUCAGUUCGAAGGACUCUGGUUCGAGAGUGAGGGAAAUGCUGAUGCAGAUGGUGGAAAAGGCCCGACUAGGAAAUUUCACGCUGAACCCGACUCAGUUUUCUUUCAACCAAGAACCGACCCUCUUGCUCCAGGACGUGACUUUGAAUCGAAAAGAUUCUAAAGUCAGAGUCGGCGAGAGUUUUCGUUUUACAUGUCACGCCCAGGGUUCGUCGAGAAUUCAGUUCCGUUGGUUCAAAGACGGUGCUCCUGUUAACGGAUCCAUUGCUAUCAGAAACAUAUCCGUCACGACGGGCCCCGAGGACACUUCGGAGCGGCGUAAGUCUUUCCUUCUAGUCUCGAACGCCCAUCCACUUGACGAAGGCGACUACACAUGCCAGGUAUUCGAUUGGGGCGUGCAGCAAUGCAAAUCCGUCCGACUUUCCGUGAUACAGCCACUGCAGGUGAAAGUAUCUCCCAUGAGUUCAACUGUUCAAAAGGGAAGCAACCUGACCAUGCGUUGCUUUACGUCUAACAAGCCUGGGAGAAGGAAACUGGGUUAUAAUUGGACGAAGAACAAAGCCCUCUUUCCGAUGGUGCCUGGACUGAUUUUCUGGGAAGACCUAUAUCCAGACGGUUCCAUACUGAAACUCCGUAACAUUCAGAAAGGUGGAGUGUACACCUGCCAAGCUGCAGACGGCGUGUGGUCCGGAGAGGCGUCAGGACGUCUCGACGUUCUCGAUAGACUUUUGGUCGGGUCGCGAUGCCCGGCCGAAGGACCUUGGCCUCCGGCAAGUCCUGGACUCCAGGCCCAGGCACAGUGCCCUAGGGGAUACACGGGUAUCGCUACCAGGCUGUGUUUGCUUAUAGAGCCGGGGAAAGGCAGGUGGCAGGUCCCAGAUUUUUCCAAAUGCGUUUCUCACCACACCACCACUAUCACAAAUAACUUUAUUCGAUUGACGUUGGGUUACGAAGGAACAACGGCGAGGGCGACCGUGUUCGAGAUAGCCUCGUGGCUCGGCGGCAGGACUAAAGUACACCCAGGAGAAGCGGAGCCGUUGGUUUCCCUCCUGGCAAAUGUUCUUGAUUACCUCAACACGACUAAGGAUAUGCCAGAGCUGGUUAACACAACGCCCAACUUCAUAACAGCCGUCAGCUCCCUAUUGCUCAGGAACGCGUCGAUAAUUAAUCAGCAG